AUGACAGAAACCGGUUUACUCACAAUCUCUGACACCUGGACCCCCGCCGCCGAAAGGGCUCUCCGGGAGAUCUUUGCUCGUUUCGACGUGGAUAAAGACGGAGCUUUGUCACCGGCGGAGGUUGAUGACUUUGCGGUAGCGACAAACGGAGAGAAGUUUUCCGAAGAUACCCACUCCGAGUUAACGACAUACUUCGAGUGCACUGACGAUGGAAAAUUGACGUUAGAGGGUUUUAUGGACAUGUAUCACUUGCAAACACUCUCUGACGAGGCCGAGACUUGGAAAGAUUUGAGGAAAUUGGGAUAUGACGAUCAACUCAUUCGAGCAGAGCAGUGA
Fimicolochytrium jonesii is the source of this 336-nucleotide messenger RNA. RefSeq lists its product as uncharacterized. The record is from RefSeq and is a predicted model, not a curated record. Lineage: Eukaryota; Fungi; Chytridiomycota; Chytridiomycetes; Spizellomycetales; Powellomycetaceae. Bases 1 to 336 code for a protein of 111 amino acids. Gene Ontology annotation, molecular function: calcium ion binding. The transcript is spliced from 2 exons.